Molecule: messenger RNA, 1563 nt
Organism: Aspergillus oryzae RIB40
Lineage: Eukaryota; Fungi; Ascomycota; Eurotiomycetes; Eurotiales; Aspergillaceae
Exons: 3
Coding region: 1-1563 (520 amino acids)
Molecular function (GO): metal ion binding
Source: RefSeq, a predicted model, not a curated record
AUGUCAUCUCCACUUCGCCCCCAGUUCUUCUGUGCCCGUCCAAAUGGCACGAUCACCCCCCUGGUUGCUGUUGAUGAGCUUCCCUCCCAUAUAUCGAUUCGAGGAGUCCCUCGUACACUGUCCGCCAACGAAACCCAGGGCAUGACUAGCUUAGGCACCGUGAGUCCAAGAGCGCAAACCUACGUCAUCGAUGGCCUGGUGUCAGCGUCGACCCGCGCGUCUUCCGGUCCUCGUUCCCGUGACUUUGACCUACAGGCCUCUCUCAUGAGACUCGUCUCUGAUGAAAAUGUUCCGGCAAACCAGCGCCUGGCCGUGAAUGCCCUCCUUCAGCAAGGUAUUUCCCAGAACUGGUUCAUGUCCAACGCCUCGACCACUAGCUGGUUGGUUCCUAGCAGCAGUGGUGGCACAGGUAGCGGAAGUUCGAGGCAGGGCGCUCAUCACAACUCAAAGAAAGAAUUUUGUUCGUACUGGAUCCGCCAUGGCGAAUGCGAUUAUCAGCAGCAAGGUUGUCUCUAUAAGCACGAGAUGCCCAAUGACCUCCCCACCUUAGAAAAGCUUGGCCUUCGGGAUAUUCCACGUUGGUACCGCGAAAAAUACGGCAUUCCCAGCCUCCUGCCCAAUGGACAUGGUCACCCACGUUCUCACGCUAGUCAUGGUCAACACUGGAAGGAUGAUACUGUGGAGCGUGGCGCUAUGAAGUCGAUCCAGUAUCCUUCCCGCCUGGAGAUCAAUGGCGCGAUCGAUUCCUCGGAUAUCGAAAAGGCUUCUAAGCAGAAGGGUACUCAUUAUCUUUCUUCUCAACAACAUGCUACAGGGGCUACCGGACCAUCUCGACAUGCUUAUCAGGCUGUGAGCUCGCCCAAGAUCUCAACCAACCCUAAGCAUACACACAAGCAUAUCUCCGGUGCGGUUAACUCAGUGCCCAGAAGGAUGGAUCUCCUGUCUUUUGAUUCCCUCCUAGAAUAUCCAACCCUGGAUCAUAUGGGAGGAGGUAUGAGUGGUCUGCCUUACCCUAGUCCUACCGAUCAUGCCGCCAUCGAGAACGUUGAUAGGGUUAAGCACGAAGAGUUUGUUCGCAAUCUUCACUCUCUUAUGCCAGCUCCUAUCGCCACGAGUGCCGACUACCUGUCAACUUCCUUUGAAGGUGCCCCGACCCAGCCACGCUCUAAGAAAAGCCAAAAGUCGCGCCGUCUCUACCAGCCCCGGUCCCAAAUGGCUAUGCACGAUAUAAGCAUGGAAAAGGGCGAAAUUGACUCCUUCGGUACCUAUCAUAGUCAUGAAACUGCGUCCCCCAGUGCGGUUUCGGUCAUGUCCAAGGAGACCCCCAUCUCUCUGCUGGCGAGCCCCAUCCCUGACCCUUCUCAUCUGGGCGCCGCGUCCUCAGAGCCUCCAACUCGGGGCGCCUCUCCAUCGACCCAUUCUGGGGCCUCGUUCUCCUCUGGAUCUAGCCCUCGGGCUCAUCGCAAUCAGUUCAAGGAAAAAGAUUCCAAAACGAUGCAGGCACCCAUCGGCACCAAACUAGUCAACAGAUCCACCGGAUCCCCAGUCAAUUAUGAAUUCUAA